This is a messenger RNA of Desarmillaria tabescens, 516 nucleotides long. RefSeq lists its product as uncharacterized. The record is from RefSeq and is a predicted model, not a curated record. The coding region runs from base 1 to 516 and encodes 171 amino acids. NCBI's taxonomy places the organism in Eukaryota, Fungi, Basidiomycota, Agaricomycetes, Agaricales, Physalacriaceae. The transcript has 9 exons.
AUGGCCCACCGCUUCAUAUACUACAAGAAAUACACCAGUGACAUGCGGCUCUACCGAUUUUCUAUACGUCAAAAUUCUUGCAGAGCGGGCAUUAUGAUGAGGUUUCUCGAUGCUCUUCAUGUCGCAUUCAGCACCCAUGCUCUAUAUUUCUACCUAGUGGAUAUGUUCGGGGACUUGUCCGGCGCCCUGGUACAUAGCGUGUGGUUCGCAUUUGUUGGUGGUUCCAACCAGAGAACUCUCUCUAAGAACGGUUGGCAUAUUCAGGUGCAAUUAGGUAUAAACGUAUUGAUCGUCAUAUGUGUUCAAGGGUACGAGUCGUACAGUUACUCCGAAGCGGCUAAAGUCUUAUAUCCUAGUUUAUACGUUAUUCGGCUAUGGAAAUUAGGAAGGCUUUUUCACAAAUUUCUCCCGUGUGCCGUCUUCUUGGUCCUGACAGCCUCACUCGGUAACAUAAUUGCGUUCUUGGCUUCCAGGUGUCGGAAUAUUAAUGGUCUAUGCCAUAUGUAUCACAUCUGA